AUGGCGGAAACGAAUGAGGACAAGGUUCAGAGAUACACCGAAUGUUUGAUGAACGGAAUUGACGUGCGUUUGCGGGAAAAUAGUAGACUUUUGAAGUAUCCAAUCGGGCCCCAACUUUGCACGAUUAUCAGUCUUGGUAUUCAGUAGCUUACUUGAAAGUUUCAGUCGAAACGGAUUAUCCGAUCUGGCUGAAACUUUUGAAGAAGAUAUUCCAUACCGAAACUGUUUAUUAUGCAAAAUUGAGGCACAAUUGAAUUAUUCCCACUGGAUGAAAAGUCCAAAACCAAAUAGGGCUCCGAAAAACGAAACAUUUUCAGACGAAACGAGCGCUUAAACGGCUGUUCGAUCUAGAAGUGGCUCUGGAUGCCUACAAAACGUCGGACACGUACCGAUUCGUGAAACGGUACGAGUCGGUGCAAGACGUGGCGAAGUACGCGAAACGAGUGCGUGACAAGCUUCGCGAGAUGGGUCUUCCGGAGGCGCGCAAACGAGAGCGGCAAUUGGAGGACGCCGGCCGCGAGCACGACGAAGGCGCCUCUUCGAGCACUGGGCCCAAGAGACCGAAGAAAGAGGUGAACACGGACGAGCUGUUCGCGCAGGCGAUGGGCGCCUCUUCCGGUUCCUCAUCUGCCGCCCACGCACCGAGAGCCGUCGUCGACUACAGCAAGUACAAAGUGACGAAACGGACGGCCCAGCCGGCUGCGGAAGUGAAGAAAGAGAUAAAGUCAGAGCCGAUAGAAUCCUCCAGCUCACAGUCGUGCUCGUCUUCGCAAGAACAUCAUCAGAAGACGAAGGAAUACGCGCCGGCGCUCCCGCCGACCCUUCUCAAACCGGCACAGACCCACCACCAUCACCACAAGGCGCACAUUCCGAUGAGCGCCAGUCUCCAGGUGGACGAGAGUCAGUUCAAACCGCGCAAAGAGCGACAGAAGGUGUUCGCCGGACGGAAGAGAAGAGUCGGAGAAGAGGUGCCCACGUUGCUCUCCAUGUGUCAGAGUGUGCUCUCUUCCAAUGUUCAGUGUACGUUUCAAAGAUUUUUUUUGAAGGAACUGGAAAGUAAUUGUUCAAUUUUACAGUGAUCGAUCACAUCGGAAUCGUGCCGUACGAGCUGAUGAAGCCGGCGUUCGAAGUCGCGUCAAUCAGUGAGCUCCGUCGCCUGGCCGAUGCGAAUCCGCAGUUGACCCACGAAAUGGACACGCUGUUCCACGACCUCGUUCGCCGCGAAUUUGCUAAAUACGCGGAUCGCGAGCCGGACGGCUGGACGUGGCGAGAGAUGUACGACAAGUUGGUGGCGAGAAAGAAAAAGAAGGAGGACUCGAAGCUCGAGAUGCUCACGAAUCGCAUCGGAAAAGCGCACACGGGAUCCAAACAAGGACGGCAGACGGUAAGAACUCAUGGGAUAGCUAGAAGACGUUGCUGAUUAUCCGAUAUUGCAGAUGGUGAUCGAUAUGGCGCACACUCGAGUCCGCAGCAAGUCAUUCUUCAACAACGCAAAAGAUACGCAAGUCAAAAUGCUCAAUACUCCGUCGGCGAUUCAGUUGUCGCAAGCACGAAAGCAUGUCAAAACUGGUGAGGAAUUGAAUUAAUUAAAAGCCCAAGUCAGUAAGUAGUAAAUUCAUUUUUCAGAAGGAAAAGCUCAAUUAAACUCGAUCACGCCACGUGGCGGACUUGGACCGACUCGUAGCUCCAAAAGCGGUUCCGCAGCUGGCGCGGCCCCGAAAACUGCGCCCUUGAUGGCCAAGGUCAAGAAGAUGCUCAAACGCUAA
Molecule: messenger RNA, 1766 nt
Organism: Caenorhabditis sp. 36 PRJEB53466
Lineage: Eukaryota; Metazoa; Nematoda; Chromadorea; Rhabditida; Rhabditidae
Source: the annotation of a GenBank genome assembly